UGUUUUUGUAAUUUUGAAACUGAAAAAUAUUAUGUUUUAUAGAAGCAAACAGAAAAAUGAAAUACAAUUGUCAAUUUUGUGAGCACACUUCAGUUUGUUUUAAGUGGCUUAUUAAACAUAUGUGGGAUUUCCAUUCAUUAUCUCAAAAGUUUGCUGUUGUUUGUGGCGUUUCCAGUUGCAUAAAAAAAUUCAGAAAUGAGAAAAGUUUUCUGAGACAUCUGAAAUUAAAACAUGGAAACUUUUACCUUAAUCAUAUGAAAAGGUAUACAACUGAUUUUCCUGAAGCAGUGGGUACUUCAAAGCAGACUGAAGAUGAUGUAAAUUAUGAGACACUCAUCAACAAAGAUGCUAAUGAGGUUGAAUUGGAUGAUACCUGUUUUGAUGAUGUAUCUGAAUGUUCACCACUGUCACUUGAUUUCGAUUCAAUCAUUGCUGAUAUACUAGUCGAACUCAGAGAAAGGUAUUAUGUAACUCAAAACGCUGUUUCAUUCAUUUGUGAAAAAGUGUGCAAUAUUCUUCGCAUUGAUAGAGAAGUGCACAAAAAGCAAAUUGUUAAUUCACUAUAUGAUAAUCCUGGACCCUUAAUUCAUGAAGAGACAAAAAUAUUUCUUGAUUGUGAAAGUCCUUUCAAAAAAUCGCUUGAUAGAUUCCGAAAUGGGACAGUCUUGACUAACUUUGUUGCAAAAAAGCCUGAGUAUGUGGCCCCCAGUGAAGUUUUUCUUGGUUACAGUGACAGUGGUUCAAAAGAAACCAUGCAAGAGAUAGAUAGAUCUAUCUCUUGCAUUUUCAAGACAUUGAAAAGUAUGUUAUGCCAUGAAGAUGUAUUGGGUGAAGUUUUACAGCCGGUGACAGUGGAAUGUCAGAAUGGAAGAUUGAAUCGCUUUUCUGAUGGAUCAUUGCAUCAAGCUAAUUCCCUAUUUUCUCAUAAGCCAAAUGCACUACAAAUAGUCUUAUAUCAUGAUGAUUUCCAAGUUGCCAACCCUCUUGGGAAUAAAACACAUAAAUGUAAAGUUUCAGGAUUUUAUUUAAUAUUGGGAAAUUUAAAACCAGAGCACCGAUCAAGAUUGAAAGACAUUCAGCUAGCUUUGUUGUGUAAUGCAUCGUUAGUGAAAAAAUAUGGAUAUAAGACAGUAUUACAUGGUGACCACUGUCCUGGAAUGUCCUGGAAUGUCCUGGAAUUUAGUUUUUGUCCUGGGAUGUCCUGGAAUGUCCUGGACUUUCCUUCUUUUUUAGAGAUUGUCCUGGAAUGUCCUGGAAUUUAG
Molecule: messenger RNA, 1262 nt
Organism: Hydractinia symbiolongicarpus
Lineage: Eukaryota; Metazoa; Cnidaria; Hydrozoa; Anthoathecata; Hydractiniidae
Exons: 1
Coding region: 57-1262 (401 amino acids)
Source: RefSeq, a predicted model, not a curated record